Molecule: messenger RNA, 450 nt
Organism: Phytophthora nicotianae INRA-310
Lineage: Eukaryota; Oomycota; Peronosporomycetes; Peronosporales; Peronosporaceae
Exons: 4
Coding region: 1-450 (149 amino acids)
Cellular component (GO): cytoplasm; nucleus
Source: RefSeq, a predicted model, not a curated record
AUGAGGAAGGUGGAUGUGGCGAACAAACUCAAGGGUACGAAGUCCACGCCCGAUGGAAUGCGCAGGAAAAUUACCCCCUUUCCUGGCAUGGAAACCCCAGAUCCAAAGGGGUUGGGCGAGGAUAUCGAGACUGCGGCGUUGCGCGAGGUUAUCGAAGAAGGAGGAGUGAGAGCUCAACUUGCGCACAAUCUGGGCGAGUUGAAAUUCAAGGACGGUGAUAAGAGUUACACCUACUUCUCGUACCUGAUGAAAAGCAACAAAAUCUAUGACGACUGGGCCGAGAGUAUUCGCUACCGUUUAUGGGUGACACUCGACGAUGCCUUGGUAAUGCUUAAAGGGCGCGAACAUAUGGUCCAGUUGGUGAAGCGAGCAAAGGCCGUUGAUAAUCAGAUCACAGCCGGAAUAAGGCCUGCGGUCGACGCCGAUCUUGGCGCAUUCAAGCUUACCUAA